Messenger RNA from Cryptotermes secundus, 1321 nucleotides. Its product is annotated as mitochondrial GTPase 1. The record is from RefSeq and is a predicted model, not a curated record. Gene Ontology annotation, molecular function: GTP binding; GTPase activity. The transcript is spliced from 8 exons. The coding region runs from base 238 to 1209 and encodes 323 amino acids. NCBI's taxonomy places the organism in Eukaryota, Metazoa, Arthropoda, Insecta, Blattodea, Kalotermitidae. Gene Ontology annotation, cellular component: mitochondrion.
UGUCAUGGCGGUAAUGUUGGAUACUAAUAACAUAGGGGUUUCACGGGCUUGAUUUAUUGUACUAUUCAGGCAUUGUGGUUGUUCGAAUUCUGUUUCAGCCAUAACCUAAAUCAUUCACCUCUGGUACACAAGAAAAAUAUGAGUGCAUAAUUUCCAGUAUUUGCUGGUCUUCGAGUUUCGGUCAUUUACCCGUCUAAUGUUUGGUUUUCGACUUAUGAUUAUUUACUCAUAUGUGAUAUGGCAAAAAGGGUCGCCAGUUCAUUGUACCAAUUUCGAGAAACUUUUCGUGUAGUAAAUAAAGACGUGCUGCGAUGGUUCCCGGGUCAUAUGGGGAAAGGUUUAAAGCAGAUGCAACAAAGACUGAAGCUGGUAGAUUGUGUGAUUGAAGUCCAUGACGCUCGUAUACCUUUGUCUGGACGUAAUCCUAAUUUCCGCUACACUGUGAGUGGAGUGAAACCACAUAUAUUGGUUCUAAAUAAGAAAGAUCUUGCAGACUUGCAGAUGAGAUCUGAAAUGGAAGACAUUUUAAGGAAAUAUGGCUAUCAUCACAUAAUCUUUACUAACUGUAAAGACAAUAAAUGUCCAGGUGUAAAGCAGAUCAUUCCUACUGUAGCUGGAUUAGUUUCUGCAUCUGAAAGGUAUAAUCGAAGUGAAGAAAAGGAUUUCUGUGUUAUGGUGAUUGGUGUACCUAAUGUAGGAAAAUCAUCCCUUAUAAAUGUGCUUCGAACCAAGCAUCUCGGUAGAGGAAAAGCAGCUCCAGUUGGUGCGACUGCUGGCAUAACACGGAGUGUUCAAAACCGCAUUAAAGUGUCUGAGAAUCCUCUAGUUUAUUUGCUAGAUACACCAGGCAUUCUGACCCCAAAUGUUCCAGACAUUGAGACAGGACUUCGGUUAGCUUUAUGUGCUUGUCUCCAGGAUCAUUUGGUUGGCAUUGAAACCAUUGCAGAUUACCUUUUGUACUGGUUGAAUAAAAACAAUCAAUUCAGGUAUGUAGAUGUCAUGGGUUUGGAAGAACCAACAGACAGUAUUGGAACGCUUCUCAUCAAAGUUGCUUUAAAGCUAGGAAAGACACAGCGAAAACGUGAUAUUAGUGGUAAUGGUUAUGUGGAGAUACCAGAUUUACCAGCUGCAGCCUACCACUUCAUCAAGGCAUUUCGAAAUGGAGACCUUGGAAAACUAAUGCUUGAUACGCAACAGCAAGCAUCUUAAUGUAGUUCAUAAUUGAGCACAAUAUAUACCCUAGGUUCCUACUGUACAUUUGUAUAUCCACCAUGCAGUGAGAUUCAUGGGAAUAAAAAUGUUUUGCAUUGUUAUAUCAUAA